This is a messenger RNA of Haliaeetus leucocephalus (bald eagle), 1101 nucleotides long. RefSeq names its product inhibin, alpha (gene INHA). Gene Ontology annotation, biological process: SMAD protein signal transduction. Gene Ontology annotation, cellular component: extracellular region. Gene Ontology annotation, molecular function: cytokine activity; growth factor activity. The coding region runs from base 1 to 1101 and encodes 366 amino acids. The record is from RefSeq and is a predicted model, not a curated record. NCBI's taxonomy places the organism in Eukaryota, Metazoa, Chordata, Aves, Accipitriformes, Accipitridae. The transcript has 2 exons.
AUGCCACCCUGUCCUGGGGGGAGCGCAGCGGGCAGACGGGCUGAGCAGGCAGGCAGGAGCCCGUGGCAGAGCCCCCUGAGCCGCCAGACCACCGCACACCCCACGGUCAUGCUGCUCCUCCUGCACCUGCUGCCUGCAAUGCUGCCCACCGCCGCCCUGGCCAGCUGCACCGGGGCUGGUGUCGACCGGCAGCUCAUCCUGGCCAAGGUGCGGGCUCGCGUGCUGGAGCAUCUGAGCCCCCCAAUUCUCCAGGAGGAGCCCCAGAAGGAAGCAAAGAGAGUGCACCGGAGAGACAUCCUUGAAAACACUGAAGUUGAGCCGGAGGAGCUGGAGGAUACCUCCCAGGUGAUCCUCUUCCCUUCCACAGACGUGCCUUGUGAGCCCACGCAGCCAGACCAGCUGCUGGAGGAAGAAGGGAUUUUCACCUACCUCUUCCAGCCCUCGGCGCACACCCUGACCCGCACGGUGACCUCUGCCCAGCUCUGGUUUUACACCGGCCCCUCAGCCGCCCCCAACCACUCAGCCCCUGACGUGCUGACCCUGUCGCCGCAGGGCCGCGUGCCGGUGACGGCCAUGGCAGUGCGGACGCCCGAGCACUGGACGGUGUUUCACUUCGCCCCGGGGCUGCUGCCCCAGCUCUCGCAGCCGCUCUUCGUGCUCCUGGUGCGCUGCCCUGGCUGCCCCUGCCUGGCCGAGGGGGACAAGAUGCCCUUCUUGGUGGCCACCACCCGGGCCAAGGGCAGCGAGAGGGCUCGUCGCUCCGCCAUGCCCUGGUCCCCGGCCGCCCUGAGCCUGCUGCAGCGCCCGUCUGAGGACCUGGCCGCCCAUACCAACUGCCGCCGGGCUUCCCUCAACAUCUCCUUUGAGGAGCUGGGCUGGGACAAGUGGAUCGUGCAUCCCAGCAGCUUCGUUUUCCACUACUGCCACGGGAGCUGCGCCGAGGGCCACGGGCUGAGCCACCGCCUGGGCGUGCAGCUCUGCUGCGCUGCCCUGCCCGGCACCAUGCGCUCCCUGCGCGUCCGCACCACCUCCGACGGCGGGUACUCCUUCAAGUAUGAGACGGUGCCCAACAUCCUGGCCCAGGACUGCACCUGCGUCUAG